AUGUCGUCGUCCUCGAUCCAGACCACUAUCGCGCCCUACGACCAGAGCGUCGUGUGCGAAAAGCAGCUGCUCUCGGCUGCCGAGCUCGACCAAGCCAUCGAUGCUGCGGCCACAGCGCAGAAGUCGUGGGCCAAGGUGAGCGUCAAGGAGCGUGUGGCGAUCAUCACCAAGUGGAUGGCGCUGCUCGAUGCGGACAAGGAGGCGCUCGGAAAGGAGCUCUCUGAGCAGAUGGGCCGACCUGCCUCGCAGUGCGCCGGCGAGAUCAAGGGCGCGCUCCAGCGAUGCCGAUACCUCUGCAAGGUGGCGGAAGAGUGCCUGGCCGACUCGCCGCGCACCGAGACCGAGACGCCCAACCUCAAGCUUGCUAUCCGCCGCGAUCCUUUCGGCGUGGUGGGCAUCGUGACGCCGUGGAACUAUCCGUACCUCACCACCGUCAACGGCCUCAUCACCGCGCUGCUCGCUGGUAAUGCGGUGGUGCUCAAGCCGUCGCCGCAGACGCCGCUCACGGCAGAGAGCUUCCAGCGCACGCUCGAGCAGGCGGGUCUGCCCAAGGGUCUGCUGCACAUCGCCCACCUCGACUUUGAAACGACCGCCAAGCUCGCAGCUCAUCCGCGCAUCGGCUUCCUCAUCUUUACUGGCUCCGUUGCCGGUGGCAAGGCGCUCGCCAAGGCGGCGGCCGACGGACCGGGCUUCAAGGGCGUCGGUCUGGAGCUCGGCGGCAAGGAUCCUGCGUACGUGCGUGCGGACGCCGACAUCAAGUGGGCGGCCGAAGAGCUGGUGGACGGCGCCAUGUUCAACUCGGGCCAGUCGUGCUGCUCGGUGGAGCGCAUCUACGUGCACGCCUCGGUGUUUGACGAGUUUGUCAACGAGUUUGUCGGCGUGGCAAAGCAGUACAAGCUGGGCGAUCCGAGCCAGUCGGGCGUCUCUCUUGGCCCCGUGGUCAGCCUCGCCUCGGCCGAGCGCAUCCGCAAGCAGGUGGACGAUGCUCUGAGCAAGGGCGCCAAGAACCUCAUUCCCGCCGAGCUCUUCCCCGAAGCCAAAGCUGGCACUGCGCUGGUGGCGCCCACGGUGCUCGUCGACGUCGACCAUUCGAUGGAGAUCAUGACCGAAGAGACGUUUGGACCUGCCAUCGGCAUCAUGAAGGUCUCCUCGGACGACGAGGCGCUCCAGCUGAUGAACGACUCGCACUACGGCCUCACCGCGUCCGUAUGGACCAACAUCGAGGAUGCCGAGUCGGCGGCUGCGUUUGACCGCCUCGCCACCGAGCUCGAGACGGGCACCGUAUACCUCAACCGUGCCGACGUGCUCGACCCUGCGCUUCCCUGGACGGGCGUCAAGGACAGCGGACGUGGCGUCAGCCUGAGCACGCUUGGAUUCGACCAGCUCACGCAGCCCAAGGCGAUCCACAUGCGUCUGCGCAAGGCCUGA
This is a messenger RNA of Moesziomyces antarcticus, 1428 nucleotides long. RefSeq names its product succinate semialdehyde dehydrogenase. Gene Ontology annotation, molecular function: aldehyde dehydrogenase (NAD+) activity. The transcript has a single exon. The coding region runs from base 1 to 1428 and encodes 475 amino acids. The record is from RefSeq and is a predicted model, not a curated record. NCBI's taxonomy places the organism in Eukaryota, Fungi, Basidiomycota, Ustilaginomycetes, Ustilaginales, Ustilaginaceae.